GACCCUCCUCCUCCUCCUCCUCGUCGUCGUCGUCGUCGUCGCUGCCAUUGGGUGGAAGAUGGCGCCGGGCGGAUGGAAAUCCUCAUGACAGUCUCCAAAUUGGCCUCCGUCUGUACCAUGGGCACCAAUGCCUCGGCUUUAGAGAAAGAGAUCGGUCCCGAACAGUUUCCGGUCAACGAGCACUAUUUUGGAUUAGUAAAUUUCGGGAAUACCUGCUACUGCAACUCGGUCCUCCAGGCACUUUACUUCUGCCGUCCGUUUCGGGAAAAAGUCCUAGCCUACAAGAGUCAACCUAGGAAGAAGGAGAACCUCCUCACGUGCUUAGCCGACCUCUUCCACAGCAUAGCGACGCAGAAGAAGAAGGUGGGAGUGAUCCCGCCCAAGAAGUUUAUAACCAGGUUACGAAAGGAAAAUGAGCUUUUUGACAACUACAUGCAACAGGAUGCCCACGAGUUCUUAAAUUACCUCCUGAACACGGUUGCUGAUAUUCUGCAAGAAGAGAGGAAGCAGGAAAAGCAAAAUGGCCGCCUGCCCAACGGCAAUCUCGACAGCGAGAAUAACAACAGCCCACCCGACCCGACUUGGGUCCACGAGAUCUUUCAGGGGACGUUAACCAACGAGACCAGAUGUCUUACCUGCGAAACGAUAAGCAGCAAAGAUGAAGAUUUUUUAGACCUUUCUGUCGACGUGGAGCAGAACACAUCCAUCACUCACUGUUUAAGGGGUUUUAGCAACACGGAGACUUUGUGCAGUGAAUACAAAUACUAUUGUGAAGAAUGUCGCAGCAAACAGGAAGCACACAAAAGGAUGAAAGUCAAGAAGCUGCCCAUGAUCCUGGCGCUCCACCUGAAGAGGUUCAAGUACAUGGACCAGCUUCACCGCUACACCAAGCUGUCCUACCGCGUCGUCUUCCCGCUGGAGCUGCGCCUCUUCAACACGUCCGGGGGCGCCACCAACCCCGACCGCAUGUACGAUCUCGUCGCCGUCGUGGUCCACUGCGGGAGCGGGCCCAACCGGGGACAUUACAUCGCCAUCGUUAAGAGUCACGACUUCUGGUUGCUGUUCGACGACGACAUCGUAGAAAAAAUAGACGCGCAAGCUAUCGAAGAAUUCUACGGGUUGACGUCGGACAUCUCAAAGAACUCUGAGUCGGGCUACAUCCUCUUCUACCAGUCUCGGGACUGAGCCGGCCGGACCUCGCCUCGCCGCGUCCCCGGGCGGCCCGGAAUGGGUCUCCCCCGGAUUACCGGGGAGCCGAGGCCCCCGGCGGGAGCGGCGCGGUCCGCGUCCACCGGGCUCGGAGCCGCGGCCGAACGACCGGCCCGUCGGUCGGAGACCCCGGUGGCCCCGUGUCGGGGCCGGGAGCCCCUCGGCUUCCGGGCGCCGGCACCCGCCGUCUCCCGGUCCUCUGCCCCGGGCGGGAACUCGCUCACCUCGGCUGGGGAGCGGUGACGGCAGGCAGGGCGGUGGA
Molecule: messenger RNA, 1471 nt
Organism: Ornithorhynchus anatinus (platypus)
Lineage: Eukaryota; Metazoa; Chordata; Mammalia; Monotremata; Ornithorhynchidae
Gene: USP12
Product: ubiquitin specific peptidase 12
Exons: 9
Coding region: 73-1185 (370 amino acids)
Biological process (GO): protein deubiquitination
Cellular component (GO): cytosol; nucleus
Molecular function (GO): cysteine-type deubiquitinase activity; cysteine-type endopeptidase activity
Source: RefSeq, a predicted model, not a curated record